AUGGCCACCGCUGGCCAGGACAGUGGCGGUUCGCAUUCAGAGUCCAAAACCACCCGCACCGACCACAUCGACCACACCGACCACACCACAGACCAGCUCACCGUACUCAUCGGCGCCGAGGAUGACCAGACAUUAUUCACCAUCGACCAGAAAGUCGCCUGCGCCAAAUCCGACUUCUUCAAGGUCAUGCUGCGGAGCGGUCGCUGGAAGGUGUCGAUCGAGGGAGUGGCGAAGUCUCCCGAGGUUGACGAGGACGUCUUCUCAAUCUACGCCAACUGGCUGUCGACCGGAAAUGCCGAUUUGCAUCUCUCUAUGGACCCCUCAGUGACCUUCGCGGACGAAUACCCAGACGAGAGUGGAUCGUUCGUUAGGGUCGACAAAAACGACAAGAACAACUCCGCUCAGAGCCUGUACAUGAUCGCAAUCGACGCCUUUGCGCUUGGUGAGAUGCUCCAGGAUUUCACCUUCCAAAACGCGGUCAUGGACAGCACCAUCCAGGUCGUGAAGCAGUACCACUGGUACCCCGGUACCUUCCCUCAAUCCACGCCUCUCGGAGCCUACCCCUCAAGUCGACAAUGA
Molecule: messenger RNA, 579 nt
Organism: Saxophila tyrrhenica
Lineage: Eukaryota; Fungi; Ascomycota; Dothideomycetes; Mycosphaerellales; Extremaceae
Exons: 2
Coding region: 1-579 (192 amino acids)
Source: RefSeq, a predicted model, not a curated record